AUGAAUGUGGGUGGUGGGCCUCCACCCUCUUCCCUGUGUGCGUGGGUGGUGCUGCUUAUUUUGGUGGAGUCAGGUGAACCCUACCGGACCCCAUACGACCAGGAACAAGGCCAGAACAAAGACAGGGACAGAGAGAGUACAGACACCAGGACAGACACCAGGGACUACCACAGAGAUGCCAGGCCAGACACCAGGGACUACCACAGAGAUGCCAGGCCAGACACCAGGGACUACCACAGAGAUGCCAGGCCAGACACCAGGACAGACACCAGGGACUACCACAGAGAUGCCAGGCCAGACACCUGGGACUACCACAGAGAUGCCAGCGAGGUGAGGGGUACAGAGUGUCAGCGGUGCUGUGACCCCGGAGAGGAGGUCCGUACUCAGUCUGCCAACCCCCAGUACCCACAACACUACCCACAGUACCAGGCGGUGCCACAGAUCAACAUAACCAUCCUCAAAGGUGAUAAGGGGGACAGCGGCCAGCGAGGGCCCUACGGUAAAUCUGGCAAGUCCGGCCAGUCCGGCCCUCGUGGGCCCAAUGGCAUCAAGGGCACCAAGGGGAGCAUAGGGACCCCGGGGGACCCCUGCAAGGUCCAGUACGCUGCCUUCUCCGUGGGCCGCAAGAAGGCCAUCCACUCCAACGACUACUACCAGACCUUAGUGUUCGACACUGAGCUCGUCAACCUCUACGGACACUUCAACAUGUUCACCGGCAAGUUCUACUGCUACGUGCCGGGAAUCUACUACUUCAGCCUGAACGUGCACACAUGGAACCAGAAGGAGACGUAUGUGCAUGUGAUGCAUAACGAGAGAGAGGUGGUGAUCCUGUACGCCCAGUCUAGUGACCGGAGCAUCAUGCAGAGCCAGAGCCUGAUGCUAGAGCUGGAGAGAGAAGACCAGGUGUGGGUCCGGCUGUUCAAAGGAGAGAGGGAGAACGCCAUCUUCAGCGAUGACUUUGAUACCUACAUCACCUUCAAUGGACACCUUAUCAAGCCCAAGAGCGAGGGGUAGGGGGAAGGGGUCGGUUGGGGCAGUGUCCCAAAUGGCACCCUAUUGGCUGUAUAGUCCACUACAUAGGGAACGGGAUCCCACUUGGGACGCAUUCUAGGGGGGUUGUGGGCUUGUAUGAUGGACCAGUGUGACGCGAGAAGGAGACCAAAAUCUGAAGAAGAUUGGUUCCCAGUUCAUAGAAGAAUGUCUUAACUUUCUUUUUGUGUCUUUUUAUGUGUGUUAUUAUUGUAUUUUAAUCCAGAUAUCAAGAGAGACAUUGACUUACUUUGAGAAGUAAACCAAGCCACUUGUUAAUUUGACAAAAACAUGUUGCACACACAGCCUGAUGAAGAUUGAUGAUCUGUUUUGUCAGGAAAUAGCCAAACAGAAUCAAUUCAAGAUGGCCACUGUUCAAGAUGGCCACUGUUCAAGAUGUUAAACAGAGCAGAGAAAUAUUAUCCUCAGGGUAGGGACGUCCCAAGGAGCCCACUAACCAUGUUCAAAGUGCCUUGAUUGCGUGAAGCAUCGUCUUGCAGCCAUACCAUUCUUACAGUACUGCUUUCAAUUUUGGCCAGUAAAUCUAAAAAAUGACACAUUGACUCCCUGCAACACUUAGGGUGCAUCCCAAACGGCACCGCAUUCCCUAUUUAGACACAUAAGGUUCUGGUAAAAAAAAAACGGUGCACUAAAUACAGAAUACCGGUAUAGUGCUAUUUGGGACGCAGAGCCUUUAUGAACCACGUAUGUUGUGUGAUGCAAAGUAUUAUGAUUCGUAUCAACUUUGCACCCAGAUAAACUGUAUGUGUUAAGAGCACUCCUCUGUCCCGGUCCUCGUAACCAGGAGACCAAGGCACAGCUUGAUUGGAAUACAGUCUUCUUUUAUUAAAACAAAGAACACUUAAACAAACAAGCCACUAUAAACUAGUGCUGACAUGCAACUACACAUAAACAAUAACACACAAAAUACCCAAGGCCUAUGGCUACAUAAAUAUGGUCCCCAAUCAGAGACAACGACAAACAGCUGCCUCUGAUUGGGAUCCAAUCUAGGCAACCAUAAACAUAUAAACCCCUAGAUAUACCAAAACC
Oncorhynchus gorbuscha (pink salmon) is the source of this 2079-nucleotide messenger RNA. Its product is annotated as complement C1q tumor necrosis factor-related protein 1-like. The transcript is spliced from 3 exons. NCBI's taxonomy places the organism in Eukaryota, Metazoa, Chordata, Actinopteri, Salmoniformes, Salmonidae. Gene Ontology annotation, molecular function: protein binding. Bases 1 to 1014 code for a protein of 337 amino acids. The record is from RefSeq and is a predicted model, not a curated record.